Molecule: messenger RNA, 717 nt
Organism: Oreochromis aureus
Lineage: Eukaryota; Metazoa; Chordata; Actinopteri; Cichliformes; Cichlidae
Product: tripartite motif-containing protein 29-like
Exons: 2
Coding region: 1-717 (238 amino acids)
Molecular function (GO): zinc ion binding
Source: RefSeq, a predicted model, not a curated record
AUGUUAGCAGAUUUAGUGGAGGAACUGAAGAAGACUGGACUCCAGGCUGCUCCUGCUGAUCACUGUUAUGCUGGACCUGAAGAUGUGGCCUGUGAUGUCUGCACUGGAAGAAAAAUGAAAGCCUUCAAGUCCUGUUUAGUCUGUCUGGCAUCUUACUGCGAGAAACACCUUCAGCCUCAUUAUGAUGUGGUUCCAUUAAAGAAACACAAGCUGGUGGAGCCCUCCAAGAAGCUCCAGGAGAACAUCUGCUCUCGUCAUGAUGAGGUGAUGAAGAUGUUCUGCCGUACUGAUCAGCAGAGUAUCCGUUAUCUCUGCCCUGUGGAUGAACAUAAAGACCAUGACACAGUCUCAGCUGCAGCAGAAAGGACUGAUAGGCAGAGAGAGCUGGAGGUGAGUCGACAAUACAUCCAGCAGAGAAUCCAGGACAGAGAGAAAGAUGUGAAGCUGCUUCAACAGGUGAUGGAUCCCAUCAAUCAGUCUGCUGAUAAAACAAUGGAGCACAGUGAGAAGAUCUUCACUGAGGUGAUUCAUCUCAUCCAGAAAAGAUCUGAUGUAAAGCAGCAGAUCAGAUCCCUGCAGGAAACUGAAAAAAAGUCCAAAACGGUAGUCCAACAUCUCGAUACGCAGGGCAUGUUUCCCAACUCCGACCCAUGGGAACAGGGCAUGUACCACUUUCUGUCCAGUGGUCCAGAGCUUGAAAUCCUGGGGGACAUCUGA